Periconia digitata is the source of this 1291-nucleotide messenger RNA. The record is from the annotation of a GenBank genome assembly. NCBI's taxonomy places the organism in Eukaryota, Fungi, Ascomycota, Dothideomycetes, Pleosporales, Periconiaceae.
UAAAUCAGUCGAUUCGUACGACAUCACCCAUCACAUAUUCCUUUCCACAAUGUCAAUCUGGUUGGUCUUGGCAGCCAAUGCUGUGCAAACUAUGUUGAUCAUCUUCACUGUCGCUUAUUCUUCCUCAAACUCGUGGAUACGACCUGCGAUUUUCCCACUUCUAGCAUGGCUAAGCCUGCAAAUCCUACCUCUCAACCGCGGCGGCUUACCCAGCAAACUGCUGGCUGGCUGUGUAUCUAUCAACACAGUUGCUUCAAUGUGCCAAUAUCUGGACGUAGCUCUCAUCAGUCGGUGGUCCUUUGCAGCUGGGGGCCCGACGUCUCGACGUGGCGGCACACAGAAUGUUUUCAAUGCCAGCGAAAAGCUUGCGUCAACCGCUACUGACACUGAUAGUCUGUGGACGCGAUUUAAAUGGGGGUUCUUUGCUUACUCGGCCUGGCGUGCUCCAGCCACUCCUUGGCAGGUCAAGAACGUACCGGCAUUCGACCCGCACAACCCCAAUGUGGUCCCAUCCCGGUCUAGGUUUCUCACUCAUACCCUAAAGAAGUUCCUUCUUUGCGUACUCAUCAUAGACUUCCUGAGUAUGGCUCCGCAGGACCCCAAGCGUCAUGCCGACAUAUUUGCGGACAAUAAGGUUAGCUUCUUCGGUCGCUGGACCGCCAUCUCAGCUGAAGACAUGAUCAUCAGAGUUGUGGUCACAUUGGUGGGCUGGACGUCCAUUUAUUGCGUUCUGCAAAUGACGUACUGCACCCUGUCGAUUGUAGCCGUCGCUACACACUUGACGGGUGUUGAAGUAUGGCCUCCCAUCAUGGGCUCUUUCAGCGACAUCUAUUCGAUUCGUAGGUUCUGGGGCUGCUUUUGGCACCAGACAUUCCGUCAGCGUAUCGGCAGCCCGGCAUAUUUCUUAACGUACAACAUUUUUCGUUUGCGCCGAGGUGGUCUGACUGGACGAUAUCUCAAUUUAUUCCUGUCGUGGAUCAUAUCCGGCGCCCUGCACGUUGCAGAAGAGUACGGCGCUGGCGUCGACCUUGGCCAAAGUGGCUCUAUGCGCUUUUUCUGCACGCAAGCUGCAGGUAUCGUACUUGAAGAUGCAGUUGGUGCUGUUUUUCGCCGCUUCACGGUACCACGUCAAAGACGGUGGACGAAAUUCGUUGGGUACGUGUGGUUCGCGUGUUGGAUGAUUUGGUCGUCGCCCGCAUGGUUAUAUCCAAAGUUGCGCAACAACAAGGGCGGAGCGAGUGAUCAAUUCUUGCCCUUCAGUAUUUUGGGGUUUGCCAUCGCUCGAAUUUGA